This is a messenger RNA of Exaiptasia diaphana, 889 nucleotides long. RefSeq names its product chymotrypsinogen B. Gene Ontology annotation, biological process: proteolysis. Lineage: Eukaryota; Metazoa; Cnidaria; Anthozoa; Actiniaria; Aiptasiidae. The record is from RefSeq and is a predicted model, not a curated record. Bases 11 to 841 code for a protein of 276 amino acids. Gene Ontology annotation, molecular function: serine-type endopeptidase activity. The transcript has 4 exons.
AUUUCACAAGAUGAAGUUUUUAGUAACUUUAAUGUUUGCGGGGGCACUGUGCAUGUGCUUCGCCGAAGAGAAAAUCGAGUGUGGAACCAAAGGUAAAGGAAACGAAAGAAUUAUAAGCGGAGAAGAUGCUGAGGAAGGCGCAUGGCCGUGGCAGGUAUCGAUACAACUCAAAAGUAAUAAUCAUCAUUUUUGUGGUGGCAGCAUCAUCAAACCUGACUGGAUAGUCACUGCUGCUCAUUGUUUCCAAUCAAAUCCCAAUACUGCUGAUUACAAAGUCAUUGCCGGUGAGCUUAACCUGAAGAAAAAGGAAGGUGACGAACAAGUAAUGGACAUCGAGAAGAUCAUUGAACAUCCAAAGUACGACGAAUCAAAAAGACCUAAAUAUGAUUAUGACAUCAAACUACUGAAACUGAAAACCAAAAUUCAAUUCAAUGACAAGGUCCGACCUAUUUGCCUUCCAACAAAGCGCUUUAAGGAUGGAGGAAAUUGUUAUGCUACUGGUUGGGGAUACACUAAGGACUUUAAGGGAAACAAAAAUCUGAAGGCAAGCACUACUCUUCAACAGCUCAAAAUUCCCCUGGUUUCUGAUAAGACGUGCAAAUACGCUUUCAGUUCAAUGACCUCGCGCAUGAUCUGUGGUGGGUAUAAGGACAAAGGAAAAGGCAUAUGUAAGGGUGAUAGUGGUGGACCGCUGGCCUGUAAGAACAAAUCUGGUAUCUGGGACCUGGCUGGAGCAAUGAGCUUUGUACUAGGAAGUUGCGCUCAGCAGAAUACAUAUGACUUUUUUACCAACAUCCAUGAACUCAAAGGAUGGAUCGAAGAUCAAGUCAACAAAAAUUAGUAUUCUUACUCCAAAGAAACAAAUAUAAUGAAUGAAAGAAUAAACUGU